Molecule: messenger RNA, 2527 nt
Organism: Alosa sapidissima (American shad)
Lineage: Eukaryota; Metazoa; Chordata; Actinopteri; Clupeiformes; Clupeidae
Gene: kcnj21
Exons: 4
Coding region: 486-1808 (440 amino acids)
Biological process (GO): potassium ion import across plasma membrane; regulation of monoatomic ion transmembrane transport
Cellular component (GO): plasma membrane
Molecular function (GO): inward rectifier potassium channel activity
Source: RefSeq, a predicted model, not a curated record
GCCAUUGCGCCCGUCUCCGUCUCAACCAUAUCAGCGUAGAUCGGUCUGAAAUGUACACAAUGAACCAUGUGCUUAUAUUUCCUUGUUCAUUUAUGUUUUAAAACAUCCAGUUUAGUGAUUUCCGGUUAUUGAAUCUGGCUCAGUUUGGAGAGAGGUAGGCUCGCUCCUAACAGAACAACAUCGCGACUCAUUGACCGUCCAGUUGGGUUAUCUAUCAAGACGUGGCAUGACUGUAUCGAUAUUCAAAGGUAUUCAUUUAUAACAAGUCAAAGUUACUGUAAGAGCCAUCACAGCAGUUAGGAAGAAAAUCAUGUUUUAAUCUACGGACACGUCCCGCUGGCGCGCGCGGACUCAGAUGACAUUUGGAGACCUACCAGGAGCUCCGGUCCGGGCGAGGAGUAAACACACUUCUUCUGUGCAGUGUGACUGUUCCUGCUGCUCUAUUAGGUUAGCCACCACCACUGUGGCCCCAAGGCUACCAGGCCAUGAGCAAUUUCAAGGGCCACUCAGGACAGGAUGUGGAGAAACAGGGUAUCAAGUUGCCAAAGAAAUGGGCUGACCUCAAAGACAAGGUGCCCACAGAUCGUACCAUGGUGUUAAGGGGGGGGGGAGGAGAUCCAGACCCCCCAAGAGUGGUGAAGAAGCGUCGUCAGCGCUACGUAGAGAAGGAUGGCAAGUGCAAUGUGCACCAUGGCAACGUGCGGGAAACCUACCGGUACCUAACAGACAUCUUUACGACGCUAGUGGACCUGAAAUGGCGCCUCAACCUUCUUGUUUUUACCAUGGUGUACACCACAACCUGGGUGUUCUUCGGCCUUAUCUGGUGGCUCAUCGCCUACAUCCGAGGUGACUUGGACCACACCGAUGACAAUGAUUGGACACCUUGCGUGAACAACCUCAACGGUUUUGUCUCUGCGUUUCUGUUCUCCAUCGAGACGGAGACCACAAUUGGUUAUGGCUACCGGGUCAUCACCGACAAGUGCCCGGAAGGUAUCAUCCUACUGCUGGUGCAGGCCAUUCUUGGGACCAUCGUUAACGCCUUCAUGGUGGGCUGCAUGUUUGUCAAGAUCUCACAGCCCAACAAGCGCGCCGAGACGCUCAUGUUCUCCCACACAGCCGUCAUCUCCAUGCGCGACAACAAGCUGUGCCUGAUGUUCCGUGUCGGGGACCUGCGGAACUCGCACAUCGUGGAGGCCUCCAUCCGGGCCAAGCUGAUCCGUUCCAAACAGACCAAGGAAGGGGAGUUCAUCCCGCUGAACCAGACGGACAUCAACGUGGGCUUAGAAACAGGGGACGACCGCCUGUUCCUGGUGUCACCGCUCAUCAUCUGCCACGAGAUCAAUUCCUCCAGCCCCUUCUGGGACAUCUCCAAAGAGCAGCUGGAACGGGACGAGUUUGAGAUCGUGGUCAUCCUAGAGGGCAUGGUAGAGGCCACUGGGAUGACCUGUCAAGCCCGGAGCUCUUAUCUGGACGCAGAGGUGGUGUGGGGUGAGCGUUUCACCCCUGUCCUCUCCCUGGAGGAGGGCUUUUAUGAGGUGGACUACGACACCUUCCACCACACCUACCCGACCCCGACCCCCCCCUGCUCUGCCCACCAGCUAGCCGAGCUGGCCAAGAAGGGAGAGAGCAUCCCCAUACCACCUCUCUCCCCCCAUGACACCGUGGAGGAGACGUUGAGGCCGGAGGUGGCGCCACACACAGAUGAAGGAGACACAGAAGGGCCUGGACCACGCGAGGAUGAGAAUGAGGCGGACGGGGAGACAGUCAGCAAUGGAGACAUGAACAAAACGGACAGCGGACUAGAAUGACAUAUGUAUGUGUGUGUUAAUCACAUCCACGUCAUCCUCCUGCUCUCCCAGCCUGGGGUUACUGAGUUAGCUAAACUGAGAGUAGUUAGCUAGGGCUUAUAACAUUUGGAUGUAAUAAGGCAUACAUGAGCUUGUUUCUCACUUGUUUACACUGUCUGAAUCAUGUGUCAAUUAACUCAAAUAAAUUAAACUUUAGUUCUCUUGACAUCAAUCAUGAAGGCUCUUAUCAUAUAGGCCAUUGUUUAUGUUCAAUUUGGACAAGUUAUCCAACUCACAAAAAGUACUUUGGUUAUAGAAGUAAGCAUAUACUGCACUAUAUUUACUCUUGUGUGUUUUUGGUAAUGGAAUGGCACAACUACUCAGUUAAUCCAUAACUGAACUUUGCUUUACGUUUUGUAUACAAAAAGAAAAAUGAGUAAAUUUAUAAACCAACAUAUGAGCCUGGUAGAAAAGUAAUCCGAUGACCAGGUGAGGUAACUGGCAUGAUAUUUGGAACAUGUUCUAUUUGUACGUUGUUUGUAUUUCUGGAAGCAUAUUCUUUUGUGUUUACCAAAAUCGUAUUAAUAAUGAUAAUACAAUAAAUCAGUCAGCACAAUAUGUCAUAAGGGCAAAUAUUGACCAUAUGGUUAUAGGGUCAUUGAUCUGAUAUUCCUUAACAUGAUGCCAAUACAUAGUUAAUUUACUUUCUCUGUUAUAACUUAACUGAAUCAGAAUGUUUG